AUUCCUACCAUUCUCUCCCCUCAAAUAUAUCACCCCAAAGCUAAUUAGCAUUAAUUUGCAACUAUGAAGUUCAAAGAAACAGAUCAGCUCCCUAUUCCCUCUCCGUCCCUCUCCCUAACAAGGGCUAUGAAUAAAAUGAGAUGGAUGGCUGCGAUGAAACUGUGCUAUACUUAAUGUAUAUAAUGCAUGUUUACAUGAAUGAAUGAAUGAAUCAGGUGGUGGUCGGAGGAGACAGUAGCGAUAGUGACUGGAGCAAACAAAGGAAUUGGGUUUGCGCUGGUGAAAAGAAUGGCGGAGUUGGGACUGAAGGUGAUAUUAACAGCCAGAGACAUUGAAAGGGGUUGCAAGGCUGUUGAAGCACUUAGGGCUCAAGGUCUUCAUAAUAUUACCUUUUUCUGCCUCGAUGUUUCUGAUCCUUGUUCUAUCAAAACUUUCUCAUCAUGGUUCACCGAAAACUUUGCAGCCUUGGAUAUUCUUGUGAACAACGCAGCAGUUUCGUUCAACGAAAUCAAUGAAAACACAGUGGAACAUGCGGAGACAGUAAUCAAAACCAAUUUCAAUGGACCAAAGUUACUGACUGAGGCUCUCUUGCCCAUGUUCCGUACCUCAUCCAUUAGUCGAAUACUCAAUCUCAGCUCUAGACUUGGUUCCCUAAAUAAAGUGGGAAACCCUAGCAUAAAAGAGGUUCUAGAAAGCGAGAAACUAUCAGAGGAUGAUAUCGAGGCAGUUGUUAGCUUGUUUAUGGAACAAGUGAAGACCGGGACAUGGAAGACCGGAGGUUGGCCUGAAUUGUGGACGGACUAUGCGGUGUCGAAGCUUGCACUGAAUGCAUACACCAGGGUUUUGGCAAAGCGCUACGAAGGAAGUUUGAGUGUGAAUAGCUUCUGUCCCGGCUUUACUCAGACCUCGAUGACUCGGUGCAAAGGAGAUCACACCGCUGAUGAUGCGGCCAUUGUCGGCGCUAGGCUGGCCUUGCUUCCUCCGGACAAGAUACAGAGUGGAAAAUUUUUUCUAUGGGGUAGUAGCAGUAGUACCAGUAAUAAUAAUGUGGUGGUAUCCUCCAAGUUAUAACUCAGAAAUUCGAUCAUGAUUAAUGAAGAACUGAGAUUAAGAAUA
This is a messenger RNA of Rosa rugosa (rugosa rose), 1116 nucleotides long. Its product is annotated as (+)-neomenthol dehydrogenase. NCBI's taxonomy places the organism in Eukaryota, Viridiplantae, Streptophyta, Magnoliopsida, Rosales, Rosaceae. The record is from RefSeq and is a predicted model, not a curated record. The transcript has 4 exons. The coding region runs from base 289 to 1071 and encodes 260 amino acids. Gene Ontology annotation, cellular component: membrane.